UGUAAGACACUAGCAAAGCAAGCAAGCAGCAGCAAAAGCAGCGAGACCGCUGCGUUCCGCAUGGUAUAGGUGCAGUUUAAAGACACUAGCACCACCGCACCGCAGCAUCAAAAGCAGCCAUGAGCCAACAACCACCGAUAAAAAAGCGCAAGGGCGACGUCCUCGGCGGCCUCGUCGCGAGCGUCCAGGAGACGGCGCGCGAGGUCGGCGGCCUGCACGCGAGAGAUGCGGCGAAAGGCGCUGCUUCAUUAGUGGCCAAGGAGCAGUCGUUAAAAGGCGCCAACGUGGAGGCGUCGCUCGCGAACGCGCUCAAUGCUCUACGAACGGCAGCACAAGGCAUCGGUGGUGCCAUUGAAGUAGAGUGUCGCAUCGGCGUGGCCUGCGAGAAGGGCGCGGGUCUAGGGUCAGCCACGGCCGCAGCGAAACGGUUCGUGGCGGGAAGACGGGGCUGCGGCGCCGUGGCCAUCGGCGGCUCGUCGGACUUCUGCCCUGGGGUUUCUGAAGUUUCUUUCAGGGAAGCGCAGGAGAAUGUCGAGCGGUGCCAAUCUGUUUCUUGGACGGAGAGUGUGGAGUCGACUUUUGGCGCGGAGACUGGACCUAGGUUGGUGGUGUCGUCAGAUGGGAGGCAAAGACUGGAGCAGAAGAGCAAGCUGGACACCCACGACUUCGCGCUGCCGUCUGCGGCCUACGACGUGCGCCUCCAAGUGGCCUCGGAGGCGAAUUUACCGCUCGCCCAACUCCCGGAACCUACGAAGAAACACUGGACGUUUCGUCGCAUAAAAAAGCGAAGGUCCUGCGCGCCCGCGUCCUUCCGAGGCUGGCGCGUCGACCUGACGGAGGUCACGAGACACGACUACACCGUGGACAAGCUCACGACGCAAACAGCGUUGGAAGUGGCAAAGGGCAAGGGUCCUCCGCCCGCUUCCUCCUCGACCGUCUACGAAGUCGAGGUCGAAUUAGAUAGUGCAGCUACCCAAAGAUGGCUCGCUUUACCAAUGGGGGUCUCGCAGGAGGAGAAAAUGAUUGCUGAUGUGCUAUCCGCGGUCCUACGAGUACUGAACCCCGUCGAAGCGACCGAUACCAGGGGCAACCCUGCCGUGCCCGCCCCCAAGAUGCUCCAGAACAUCGCCAAGUCGGUGUUAAGGGGUAUCCAGGCCGGCCAGUCUAGGGCCUUCCCGGGCGCGAUGCCCGUCGGUCUGGCUCGGAGAAAUAUGAAAGACGUGCGAUCAAAUUAUUUCGUGGCCGAGAAGAGCGAUGGGGAACGUCGACUAUUGGUGGCAGUCCACGACAAGGCCGCGGGGAAAGUUAGAUGUUGUUUAGUCGAUAGGAAAGGUACCGUAGAGGUAGCUAGAGUGACGGGUGGAAAACCGCUCAAGCCGGGGACCGUGUUGGAUGGAGAGAUUGUCAGAAACUUAGCUCAUCAAGCACCAGUGUUCCUGAUCUUCGACGUGCUGCACAACGGCCAGGAAGACGUCUCGCAGGCUACCUUUUCACAACGUUAUUUCGGGGGCCUCUCGUCGAAAACGCUCAAGGACUGCCUCAGUACGAAGUGCCCACCACCUACAGCAACGAAGGAGGACGGCAUGCACGACGACGGGAGCUUCCAGGUGGCCGUGCACCAGCCCUCCGAUCCGAACGACGCCUUGCUCAAGGACGCGCCGGCCUUGCCGCUCGUGCCGAAGCGCUUCGUUUCCUCGCGACGGUGCGGCGAGAUCUUAGCCAAAAUAACGCAGGACAACGACGAGGAAGGUUCUGUGCCCUUCGGGUGCCGCGUGUCGCGAGAUGGCGCGUUCCGGACGCAUCGCUCGGAUGGCUUGGUUUUUGUGCCCGACACGCCCUAUAUCGCGGGCACGGAUCACUCCCUGUUGAAGUGGAAGGCUCGGGACCAACUCACCGUCGAUCUGACCGUCCGAGGUGCCGGGAAGGGCGAGGGCCUCGGUUUUUUCGCGGUGGACGACGAUGGUGGGGAUGUCGACUGUUCGAAGCACGUGCAUCUGUCGGAGCAGGACGCGGCACGAUUACGAGCUGAUGUCGCUGAUAGACCUAGUCGCGUCACUGUGGCCGAACUGGGCCUAGAUAGUUCUUCCGGGUUGUGGGUCUACCACGCCGUAAGGCCAGACAAGGAAGGAGGAAACCACUUCGACACCUUUCUCUCUACGCUACUGUUGCAUGCGGAGUCGCCCUCCGAACCCGAACUCAGAUAUCGCCUCUCGUCGCCGACGGACGACUGGGCGAAGAGGGAAGAAGGCGCGCUGCUCGCGGCGGCGUCGCCCUGGCGCGAGCAGUUCUCCAAGUCGCAGAACCGGCCCUUCUGGUGGAACAGCGUCACGGACGAGAAGUCGUGGGCGCGGCCGGCGCCGUUCCUGUCGCUCUAACAUUAAACUAGUUAUG
Messenger RNA from Pelagomonas calceolata, 2391 nucleotides. Lineage: Eukaryota; Pelagophyceae; Pelagomonadales; Pelagomonadaceae. The record is from the annotation of a GenBank genome assembly.